AUGCACUAUGGAAAAGCCGAGAUCACUAUGAAAUGUAUUGGGGUUGGUGGAGUAGUCAAUGCUUUUAUCACCAUGGCGACGAACGGUGACGAGAUCGAUUGGGAGAUGGUAGGCAAAGAUGUGAGUCACGGUCAAACGAAUUUCUUCUGGAAUAAUGACAUGCUCUAUGGUGUCAACAGCCGGACCCAUUCCGUUCCCGGAGGAUCAAUCAACACAACCUACCAUACUUAUGGAAUUGAUUGGACGCCUGAUUCGCUUACUUGGUCUAUCGACGGUGCACCUGUGCGUACCCUGUAUCGCAAAGACACCUUAGAAGAUGGAAUUUAUAAAUAUCCUAGCCAUCCCUCUUACAUACAAUUUGGGGUUUGGGAUGGUAGCGGUUCACCAUCCUUAGCUAGUUGGACAAAUGGGCCCAUCGAUUGGAACGAACAACCUUCUGUGUUGACCAAUGUAAUUUCAAAGAUCAAGAUUACAUGCGAUUCUACUUAUAAUAAGGUUGUCAGUUAA
Acaulospora morrowiae is the source of this 507-nucleotide messenger RNA. NCBI's taxonomy places the organism in Eukaryota, Fungi, Glomeromycota, Glomeromycetes, Diversisporales, Acaulosporaceae. The record is from the annotation of a GenBank genome assembly.